Molecule: messenger RNA, 1441 nt
Organism: Lindgomyces ingoldianus
Lineage: Eukaryota; Fungi; Ascomycota; Dothideomycetes; Pleosporales; Lindgomycetaceae
Product: NAD(P)-binding protein
Exons: 4
Coding region: 60-1097 (345 amino acids)
Source: RefSeq, a predicted model, not a curated record
AAUUUCCAGCACGCCAAGCUCUUUCCUAAUCUUCUUUGCUCGUCUUCCAAUACGCACCUAUGAGCCCCCUCAUCCUUCGGCGCUUACGGGACAAAUUUUGGCCCGAGCCUCUGCCCCCUGACAAGUCAUUCGAAGGCAAGACAGUUCUCGUCACCGGCGCCACUAGCGGUCUUGGUCUAGCUGCAGCGCUGCAUUUCGCAACACUCGGUGCAAAUGUCAUCGUCACAUCAAAGAGUUUGACGCGCGGUAAUGCUGCUAGAGACGCUGUGGAAAAGCGCGCAAACAUUGUCGGCCAAGGCAAAAUACACGUCCUGGAACUCGAUAUGAACCGAUACUCUUCGUGCCUGGCCUUGGUCGAUCAUUUGAAAGCGUCCCCGGCAACGCGCGGUGGACUCGAUGUUGCUGUCUUGAACGCCGGUAUUAUCAAUGCAGAAUAUGUACAAAGUCCGGAAGGAUGGGAACAAACGAUCCAGGUCAACACUCUGAGCACGACGCUCCUGGGGCUGCUUCUGCUGCGGUGGAUGAAAGAGCAUCGCCCUGAUGCGUCCAGAAAACCCCAUCUGGUCUUUGUAACCUCCCGUGAUCAUAUCGAUCCCGACAUCCAUGAUUGGCCCCGAUGGGCCGCUGACGACGGUAUAUUGCGACAUUGCAGUGACCAAAAAAACUGGCCCUCCCACCAAAUAGAGCCAAACUAUGCCAUUAGCAAGCUACUGGUGACAUAUGCCGUCGAAGAAAUUUGCAACAUGGCAAUGGGAGCAGAUGGUAGCAUGGACGUUAUUGUCAACCCUGUCUGCCCAGGACUCGUUUUUACCAGCAUUGGACGUGCUAUCGCGGAAAGGUCUAUAUUCAUGCGAUUCGCAGUGCCCAUCUAUUGCUCGAUUCUAGGCAAGUCAGCGGACUAUGGUGCAAGAUUCUAUGUUACAGCGGCAUGCACGUCAACAACUGAUCAUGGUAAAUACAUCCAAUCCCUUUUUGGGGAAGACGAAUACCGCAUCGCUGCAUUCUCCAACUUGAAGAGCGGCAAUGCACUCAAGGUGAAAGCAUUGGUCUGGAACGAGAUUAUCACUGAAUUGAAGAGGGCGGUUCCGACUUUGUAACAGCUCGGAGACUACAAAGUCUCUCUGCAAUGCACAGCGCGUUACUCUGGCACAUGUACCAGACACGAGAAAACAAUUGCUUCCCGGAUUCAGAUCUGAACGUUGACAUCCGGAUUCGCGAUCACUAAAGAUAGGACGCGAAGGCGCGCUUUUCUUAUGCUCGGGGGAAGAGGGAGCAAGCACCCUACCCGCAGGGACUCUUUUAGUUAGUCCAUCCAUUUCAAUGGCAAUCUCAAGUCUGCUCUCACAACAAUGGCGGAUUGGACCUGAGUCCGUGUAGAUGUAGUCAUAUUAGUGGUAGCUGGACAAUAAUUUUAUCGACACUGCUUCUCUUCAGAGCGUGG